Molecule: messenger RNA, 716 nt
Organism: Eurytemora carolleeae
Lineage: Eukaryota; Metazoa; Arthropoda; Copepoda; Calanoida; Temoridae
Gene: RpL12
Product: 60S ribosomal protein L12
Exons: 5
Coding region: 113-610 (165 amino acids)
Biological process (GO): translation
Cellular component (GO): ribosome; cytosolic large ribosomal subunit
Molecular function (GO): structural constituent of ribosome; large ribosomal subunit rRNA binding
Source: RefSeq, a predicted model, not a curated record
UUAUAAUUAAAUUUUGUCAAAUUUUUCAGAGGAUUGUAACUCUGUGGUAGUGGGACUAAUACCCUCAUCCACCAACCCUCAACUUAAAACAAGAACCAACUCCAGCUAGAAGAUGCCUCCUAAGUUUGAUCCUAAUGAGGUUAAGUACGUCUACAUGAGAGCUGUAGGAGGAGAGGUCGGUGCUACCUCUUCCCUCGCUCCCAAGGUCGGUCCCCUUGGUUUGUCUCCCAAGAAGAUUGGUGACGAUAUCGCUAAGGCUACCGGAGACUGGAAAGGACUCAAGGUUACCGUUGAGCUCAAGAUCCAGAACAGACAGGCUACGGUUUCCGUUGUCCCCUCUGCUGCUGCCCUGAUCAUCAAGGCCCUGAAGGAGCCUCCAAGGGACAGGAAGAAGGUCAAGAACAUCAAGCACAACGGUAAUGUCACCAUGGAUGACAUCUACAACGCUGCUCGUAUCAUGAGACCUAGAUCUAUGGCCAGGGAAUUCUCCGGAGUUGUGAAGGAGAUCCUUGGAACCGCUCAGUCUGUUGGUUGCACCGUGGACGGUAACGAUCCUCAUGACGUUAUUGACAGCAUCAAUGACGGAUCAGUUGAGUGCCCCGCUGCAUAAAUAUCGCCGGCUGGACCUUAGCUGGUGUUGGGAUUGGAAGUUGAAUGCUGUUACUUAAUAUCUGUAACGACACCAAUGCAUUUAAUAAAUACAUACCAAUCUUCCA